Strongylocentrotus purpuratus (purple sea urchin) is the source of this 4865-nucleotide messenger RNA. RefSeq names its product gastrula zinc finger protein XlCGF57.1. Lineage: Eukaryota; Metazoa; Echinodermata; Echinoidea; Camarodonta; Strongylocentrotidae. The record is from RefSeq and is a predicted model, not a curated record. Gene Ontology annotation, cellular component: nucleus. Bases 1032 to 2795 code for a protein of 587 amino acids. Gene Ontology annotation, biological process: regulation of transcription by RNA polymerase II. The transcript is spliced from 4 exons. Gene Ontology annotation, molecular function: DNA-binding transcription activator activity, RNA polymerase II-specific; RNA polymerase II cis-regulatory region sequence-specific DNA binding.
GGUUAAGUAUCCCUUAAAAGGAAAAUCAACCUUCAUAUUUUAACAGGCUAGACCCAACAGUAAUUAAAAUAUGGCUAGGUGAGCUUUUGUUUUUUUAAACGGGAAUUUUGAUUGAAUGUACAUUAUAUAUACAAAAUGUACUAAAAUAGGUUUUUGCGGCCAAUUUCAGACUUUUGUCAUUCAAAUUCAUAUUCCGAGCAUUUGAAUUCGUGCAAUUCGCACUCGCAGCGUUGAAUCAGCUUUCAAAUUCAAAAUCCGUCAUUCAAAUUCACUAUCCGUGCAAUGAAGUGUCAUAUCACUGGAUCCAAAAUGACAGUCGGUUGCUUCAUCCUUUCAACUCAUCAAAUAUUGUACAAAUAUCACACUUUUCGUGGCAUAUUCAAAAUAUAUAAAUGCACAUACCAAGAUAUGCCUAAGAUAAGACAAUUUCAAAAGUUUUGUUUAUUUGGUGGUGGAAUCGGUGUUAUGUCUGAGUAUUGUAAAAUUGUGUAUGCUGUUCUUAGGAUGGGUGAAGUAUACUUGUUCUUGUAGGGGGUGUUAUCCUUUUUUUUUCAUGGAAAACUGAUGUAUUGUCAUGACCUGAUAAUCAAUAUUUAGCAAUUUUAUGUGAGUAAAAUCACCCAAAUUUCAAACAAUCAUGUGUGCAUGCUUCCGCGCAGUGUUGGCAUGCCGUUUUAUUUUCGAUUCAUAGUGCCACUUAGGAAAUUACUGAUUUAUUCCAAAAAUUAGUGAUUUUGAGCCUUGUGAUUACUGAUUUUCUGUUCUGGAGGUUGGCAGCUCUGUUUGUAUUGUUCCCAUGUUCUCAAACAUGCAUAGCCUAGGCUUUUACGUUGAUAUGUUUUACAGUAUGUAAUAAUCAAUAUUAAAUUAAUGUUUUUCUGAUAAUUUUCAUGCAGUGCAAGUAAAUCAUACGUAAGCUUACGUUUGCAAUUUGUUUGAGGCUGUUAUCAGUUCACUUGGAUGUUUGAUGGCUGUCUCCUUCUCAUUCACCUUCAUCUCGACAUCCAUCAAGGUUGAUUUUGCCUUCUCUGAUGAGGUGUGAAGAGUUGGACAAUGGACAAGACAAUAAACACCCACAUAUAACAUCAUGCAGUGGAGAGAAGUCCCAUCUGUGUUUACAUUGCAAGUUGGACAAUGGACAAGACAAUAUACACCCACAUAUAACAGCAUGCAGUGGAGAGGAGACCCAUCUGUGUUUACAUUGCAGUAAGACAUUUACAGAUGAGAACACUCUUAUACUACAUCGGAAAACACACCAGGUCGACUAUGAGCUUACUAGCCACCUUGGAACACAUACUGGAGAGAAAGCCUUCAAGUAUUCCCAGUGUGAUAAGGAUAAGGGUUUUUCUCAUAGAAGAACCCUUAAUAGCCAUUUAAGAACACACAGUGGAGAGAAACCUUUCAAUUGUUCCCAGUGUGAUAAGGGAUUUUCCCAUAAAAGUACCCUUCGUAGACAUUUUAGAACACACAGUGGAGAAAAGCCUCAUCAAUGCUCCAAUUGUAAUAGGACAUUUUCUUACAAGACUAGUCUUACUCGUCAUCUUAGAACACAUACAGGGGAGAAACCAUUUAAGUGUUACCAGUGUGAUACAGCUUUUCCUCGAAGAGGAACCCUUAAUAGCCAUUUAAGAACACACAGUGGAGAGAAACCUUUCAAGUGUUCCCAGUGUGAUAAGGCAUUUUCCCAUAAAUGUACCCUUCGUAGACAUUUCAGAACACACAGUGGAGAAAAGCCUCAUCAAUGUUUCCAUUGUAUUAAGAAAUUUUCUUACAAGACUAGUCUUUCUACCCACCUUAGAAUACAUACAGGAGAGAAACCCUUUAAAUGUUCCCAGUGUGAUGAGGGUUUUCCCUAUAAAAGUAACCUUAUUAGACAUAUAAGAACACACAACCUUAAGGGAAAGCCUCAACGAGGUUCCCAUUGUGAUAAGAUGUUUUAUCAAAAGAAUGAGCUUACUAGCCACCUUAGAACACAUACACGAGAGAAACCAUUUAAGUGUUCCCAGUGUGAUAAGGAUUUUACUUGCCAAAGUAAUCUAGGAAAGCAUCUAAGGACGCAUACAGGAGAAAAGCCUUUUCACUGUUCCCAUUGUGAAAAGGGUUUUUCUGAAAGAAGUACCCUUAUUAGACACCUUAGAACACAUACAGGAGAGAAACCCUUUAAGUGUUCCCAGUGUGAUAAGGUUUUUACUCGCCCAAGUUAUCUUACCACCCAUUUAAGAACACACAGUGGAGAAAAAGAGCCGUAUCAAUGUCCCCAUUGUGAUAAAGGAUUUUCUGAAAAGAAUAAUUUUACAUGUCACCUUAGAACACAUACAGGAGAGAAACCAUUUAAGUGUUCUCAGUGUGAUACAGGUUUUGCUCAAAGAGGUACCCUUGUUAAACAUUUAAGAACACACAGUGGAGAAAAACCUCAUCAAUGUUCAUAUUGUGAUAAAGGAUUUUCUGAAAAGAAUAAUCUUACACGUCACCUUAGAACACACACAGGAGAGAAACCAUUUAAGUGUUCCCAGUGUGAUGAGGGUUUUUCCCAUAAAACUUCCCUUAGUAGACAUUUAAGAUCACACAGCCUGACUGAAAAGCCUCUACAAUGUUCCCAUUGUGAUAAGACAUUUUCUCAAAAGAAUGAGCUGACUAGCCACCUUAGAACACAUACAGGAGAGAAACCAGUUAAGUGUUCCCAGUGUGAUAAGGGUUUUUCUCAAAGAAGUCACUUUACUAGACAUUUAAGAACACACAGUGGAGAAAAACCUUUCAAAUGUUUCCAUUGUGAUAAAGGUUUUUUUUCAAAGUAGUACCCUUAUACGCCAUUUAAGAACACACAGUGGACAAAAGCCUCAUUGAUGUUCUCAUUGUGAUAAGAUUUUUUCUGAACUAGGUGAUCGUAAUCAUAGUAUUAGGACACAUACACAAUGUACAUGUACUAGAAAAAAAUAACAUAAAAAUGUCUCAAUUAUAUUAUGAGAUUUUCUUAUCACAGGGAUGUUAUUAGCUAGCUUAGAUAACAUUCAGGUAGGAAACCCUUUAAUGUUCUUAGUGUGUGUACAGAUUUUUCUGAAAAAAGGUCAUCUUACCUGUCAUGUGAGGACACACACUAGGGAAAACCUUAUGAAUGUCAUGAUUGUAGUAUAACAUUUUCUUAUAAAAGGGAUUUUACUACAGGAGAGAGUGUUCCUAAAAAAUAAGGAAUUUUCUCGUAAAAGUGAGCUCACAAGGCAUAUAAGAACACACCCUAUAAAUGUUAAGAUUGUGAUAAAGGUUUUUCUCAAAGAGGUACCCUUAUUAAACAUUUAAGAACACACCGUGGAGAAAAACCUUACCAAUGUUCAUAUUGUGAUAAAGGAUUUUCCGAAAAGAAUAAUCUUACACAUCACCUUAAAAUACAAACAGGAGAGAAACUAUUUAAGUGUUCCCAGUGUAAUGAGGGUUUUCCCCAUAAAACUUCUCUCAGUGGACAUUUAAGAUCACACAGCCUGACUGAAAAGCCUCUACAAUGUUCCCAUUGUGAAAAACCUUUCAAAUGUUCCCAUUGUGAUAAAGGUUUUUCUCAAAGUAGUACCCUUAUACGCCAUUUAAGAACACACAGUGGAGAUAUGCCUCAUUGAUGUUCCCAUUGUGAUAAGAUUUUUCUCAACUAGGUGAUCGUAAUCAUAGUAUUAGGACACAUACACAAUGUACAUGUACUAGAAAAAAUAACAUAAAAAUGUCUCGAUUAUAAUAUGAGAUUUUUCUUAUCAAAGGGAUGUUAUUAGCUAGCUUAGAUAACAUUCAGGUGGGAAACCCUUUAAUUUUCUUAGUGUGUGUACAGGUUUUUCUGAAAAAGGUCAUCUUACCUGUCAUGUACGUGAGGACACACACUAGGGAAAACCUUAUGAAUGUCAUGAUUGUAAUAUAACAUUUUCUUAUAAAUGGGAUGUUGCUACAGGAGAGCGUGUUCCUAAAAAAUAAGGAAUUUUCUCAUAAAAGUGAGCUCACAAGGCAUAUAAGAACACACCCUAUAAAUUGUAAGUUUGUGAUAAAGGUUUAUCUCAAAGUAGUACCCUUACACGUCAUUUAAGUACACACAGAGGAGAAAAGCCUCAUUAAUGUUCCCAUUGUGAUAAGAUUUUUCUCAACUAGGUGAUCGUAAUCAUAGUAUUAGGACACAUACAUGUACUAGAAAAAAUAACUUAAAAAUGUCUCAAUUAUAAUAUGAGAUUUUUCUUAUCAAAGGAUGUUAUUAGCUAGCUUAGAUAACAUUCAGGUGGGAAACCCUUUAAUGUUCUUAGUGUGAGUACAGGUUUUUCUGAAAAAAGGUCAUCUUACCUGUCAUGUGAGGACACACACUAGGGAAAACCUUAUGAAUGUCAUGAUUGUAAUAUAACAUUUUCUUAUCAAUGGGAUGUUACUACAGGAGAGAGUGUUCCUAAAAAAUAAGGAAUUUUCUCAUAAAAGUGAGCUCACAAGGCAUAUAAGAACACACCCUGUAAAUGUUAGGAUUGUUUUAAGAGAUUUUCUUUUAACAGUAAUCUUACUAGUUAUCUGAAAAUACAUACUGGAGAAAAGCCAUUGAAAUGUUGACUUUGUUCUGAAAGGGAUUUUAUCGUUUAUACAGUGCAUGAUCUUGAUAAUUGCCUGAUAACACACAGAGUAGAAAUGUCACAUAUAUGUCUUAAAAGUAAUAAAGGGAUUUUGUUGUAUAAGUGGUCUUUAUAAUAAUAUAAUCCUAGGUUUAUAUAUUGCUUCAAAUCUGAAUGCAUAAAAAAGCAGUUUGUGAAGGACAUUUACAUAAUAAUGAGUGGUACAUUAUGAAAUAUAGCUUACAGAAUACAUUGAAGAUAACAUUGAUAACAAUUUUUACAUACUUGUUUUGCCAUUUCAAUGUA